This is a messenger RNA of Emericellopsis atlantica, 2264 nucleotides long. RefSeq lists its product as uncharacterized. Lineage: Eukaryota; Fungi; Ascomycota; Sordariomycetes; Hypocreales; Bionectriaceae. The coding region runs from base 296 to 1777 and encodes 493 amino acids. The record is from RefSeq and is a predicted model, not a curated record. The transcript has a single exon.
GAAAAUGUCGCGACGCGUCAAGACGCGUUCCUGAUGGCAUCGAGACCCGUUUCCUAGCCAGCCAGUCCUUACUCCACUCCCCAUCUGAACUACAAGGAAGGGAAGCAGGCCACUUUCCAACUGUUCGUCCUUCUCAUCGAAUUCUUUUCUGAACAUUGAGCAAGCGGAUUCUGAAUAAUUCUCGCACGGUGUCUGUCUCUGCUGCAUCGCACUUGCCUGCCACAGCUUCUGAAAUUUGGAUUCUCCCAUUUGCCCUCCCCGCCUUUUCCGUCGCUCCUGCCCCGUCACAGACAAGAUGCCUCGUCCCGCGAAGCGCACCAGGACGGCCACUGAGGCGGCAGCUGCUCCUUCCUCCACGAUGCACGCAUUCGCCCGUGUCUCCAAGAACAACGCGCUGCACGCGCCGGCAGCCAAGAAGAUCCUCGAGUCUACCACAUCUGCGAACAAGAAACGCAAGGUCUCCUGCAUCGACAUUGACGACGAAGUCACACUCGCGCCACACCAACACACUACGACCAGCAGCGAGGGCGAUGUCGAUGUCCAGCUUCCCAAGAAGCGGGCCUGUCGACGGACGCAGGAACCCACACUCGUGAAGCCGGUCGCGCCUGUCUCUACUGCAUCUGCCGCAUCCACCACCCCGACACCGACUAAGACAGCCCCGAAAGGCAAGAAGACGGCCAGAGCGAGCACAUCACGGGCACAGACGGCGCACAACCCCUCCGAGACAACCAUCCUCGGCAAAUCAAGACAGACCAAGAGAACAAUCCAGACCAAGAUUGACGGUUUCGGCAAGAAAGCGAAAAAGGACAAUGAGUUCACGGGCGAGCUCGCUGACCUCGUCAGUCUGCACCAGGCCUUUGUCAACACAAUUUUGAUGCAAUUUGCGCACAAUGGAACCGCCUCGCCCAUUGACUUCCGCACGCUGGCACCACACGUCACCCGAGCCUGGGGCAAGCGGCAGGUCUCCAUGGAGGACAUUCGACGCUGCAUCGCUGUCCAGGCGUGUGCGCAGAACGGGCAGACCCCCCCCUUCAUCGUGUCCGACUAUGGGCGCGGCCAGGUGUGCAUCGAGCUGGCGCCCGACCAGGACACGACCACCAUCCGCCAGGACCAGCUCUGCCAGCAGUUCAAGGACAACCUGCGCCGCAUCGCUGCCGACCGGGCGGCGGACGAGAUGGCCGACGUGGACAUUCCCCUCGGCACGCUCUCCAUCGCGGAUCUGCCCCAAGCCGCCGUGGCGCAUCGCGAGACGGGCAUGACCAACCCGGCCCUCGGCAAGGGUCAGCGCGCCUUGGCAGAGCUCAAGAACGGCAUCGAAGCCCAGCGACAGCAGGAGGAGGCGACCAAGGCGACGCUGGCAUCCAUGCUUAACGCGGAUGGAUCAAAGAUGAGUCUGCUCGACCGUCUGCGGGCCAAGCAGAUCGCCAGGGAGCAGGGCCCAGCGCCUCCCUCGGCGGCCGAGCUCGAGCGACGAGCUGCGCUGAGCCGAGCGCCCGACGUGGCCACCACGCUGUCCAUGCUGAGCCUCUCCAAGCCUGCUGGGCUGCCGCGACAGGCCUUCACCAUGCAGGCCGUGCUCGACAGCCUGCGGGACUCGCUGAGGACGCCCAUCUCCAAGGACGAGGCGACUGGCGCGCUCAAAGUGAUCGCAGCCGAGGUGGCCCCCGAGUGGCUUCGCGUCGUGGCCAUUGGAGGACGCGAGAACGUGGUGCUACAGAGGCGCCAACAGCCUACGGAACGUGUGAUCCGCGAACGCGUAGCCAAGUUGCUGGGCUAGGAUACUCUUGCUUGUCGGAGAGAAGGACAUGUGGAUAUGGGGAGCCGGAUGACUUUGGAUGGAUUUGAUGUUUUGCGAGGAUACCAUGGGAGCAUGCACUGUUAGCAUUUGACGGCGUUGAGCAUGGGUUGAUAUGCUGUGCGUUCAUUUCACUUGACGACACUUGUCGGUUGGUGUAGUAUGUAGUUGACUAGGACAGUCUAAUCAUCGAUGUCUUUCGUCCAGCAUGGCCUAUCUGGUGAAGGCAAGCUUACCCCAGACAACAACAAUUCACCAAGUUCAAGUGUGCCAGGCUGAACGUUCGAUAGGAAGACCGACCGCCGAACGGGUCUCGGACUUCCACGGCGGGUGAACCAUGCACAUCGGCAUCAUUCCAACUUACCGAAAGCCCUCGAGAACACAUGAACUGCGCAGCAAUCUAAUCUCUGGCUGUACUCGGGUCUUGAGCGGGCCUUCUGAUACCAUCAUUGUCCUCUACGUCUGCGAG